Messenger RNA from Tympanuchus pallidicinctus (lesser prairie-chicken), 911 nucleotides. RefSeq lists its product as uncharacterized. The transcript is spliced from 8 exons. Lineage: Eukaryota; Metazoa; Chordata; Aves; Galliformes; Phasianidae. Gene Ontology annotation, cellular component: glucosidase II complex. The record is from RefSeq and is a predicted model, not a curated record. Bases 1 to 837 code for a protein of 278 amino acids. Gene Ontology annotation, biological process: N-glycan processing; liver development.
AUGGCCGCCGCUCCCCGCGCGCAGACAGGCGGUGUUGUCACAUCCAACAUGGCGGCCGCGUCUCCGGGACGGUACUUCCGGGAGAACGGCGCACGCCCGGAACUUCCGUUCCUUGACUUCCGCUCCCGGCGUGUGGGCUGUGCACCCACCGCGAGCGUCCAUCUGUGUGCCCCCCUUCCAUGCUGCUGCCCCUGCUGCUGCCCCCCCCCCGGAUGCUGUGGAGGUGACGCGGCCCUGCGGCGUCUCACUGAGCAGAAUCCCAGCCUUUCACCUGCCUGGACGGUUCCUCCACCACCGCCUUCAAGUGGGUCAAUGACGACGAUUGCGACUGUCGCGACGGCUCUGACGAACCUGGGACCUCAGCCUGCCCCAGUGGCCAUUUCCACUGCACCAACGCUGGGUACCGACCCCAGAACAUCCCCCUCUGCCCACGUCAAUGAUGGCAUCUGUGCCCUCCUUCCUUGCUGCUGCCCCUGCUGCUGCCCCCCCCCCGGAUGCUGUGGAGGUGACGCGGCCCUGCGGCGUCUCACUGAGCAGAAUCCCAGCCUUUCACCUGCCUGGACGGUUCCUCCACCACCGCCUUCAAGUGGGUCAGUGGCGACGAUUGCGACUGUCGCGACGGCUCUGACGAACCUGGGACGUCCGCCUGCCCCAAUGGCCAUUUCCACUGCACCAACGCUGGGUACCGACCCCAGAACAUCCCCUCUGCCCACGUCAAUGAUGGCAUCUGUGGUGGGGGGGGUGUCGUCGCAGGAGAAGCAUUGCAGAGAUGCCCAACAAAAUGAGCUUACAAGAACCGCUGGCCAUCACGGCUUCACCACAGCUGGAGUGGUGUGAGAUGUUUUCUGAAAGGAUCUGGCGACUGCCAUUAAAAAUACAGCCUGGGAUGUAAGCUGGCAAAGCAGAGCAGA